Molecule: messenger RNA, 1620 nt
Organism: Neomonachus schauinslandi (Hawaiian monk seal)
Lineage: Eukaryota; Metazoa; Chordata; Mammalia; Carnivora; Phocidae
Gene: BMP4
Product: bone morphogenetic protein 4
Exons: 3
Coding region: 143-1372 (409 amino acids)
Biological process (GO): BMP signaling pathway; SMAD protein signal transduction; negative regulation of apoptotic process
Cellular component (GO): extracellular region
Molecular function (GO): cytokine activity; BMP receptor binding; growth factor activity
Source: RefSeq, a predicted model, not a curated record
UUCAUUUUAGGAGCCAUUCCGUAGUGCCAUCCAGAGCAACGCACUGCCGCAGCUCCUCUGAGCCUUUCCAGCAAGUUUGUUCAAGAUUGGCUGUCAAGAAUCAUGGACUGUUAUUAUAUGCCUUGUUUUCUGUCAAGACACCAUGAUUCCUGGUAACCGAAUGCUGAUGGUCGUUUUAUUAUGCCAAGUCCUGCUAGGAGGCUCGAGCCAUGCUAGUUUGAUACCUGAGACGGGGAAGAAAAAAGUCGCCGAGAUUCAGGGCCACGCGGGAGGACGCCGCUCAGGGCAGAGCCAUGAGCUCCUGCGGGACUUCGAGGCUACACUUCUGCAGAUGUUCGGGCUGCGCCGCCGCCCGCAGCCUAGCAAGAGCGCCGUCAUCCCAGAUUACAUGCGGGAUCUUUACCGGCUCCAGUCUGGGGAGGAGGAGGAGGAAGAGCAGAUCCAUAGCAUCGGUCUGGAGUAUCCUGAGCGCCCAGCCAGUAGGGCCAACACCGUGAGGAGCUUCCACCACGAAGAACAUUUGGAGAACAUCCCAGGGACCAGCGAAAACUCUGCUUUUCGUUUCCUCUUUAACCUCAGCAGCAUCCCAGAGAACGAGGUGAUCUCCUCUGCAGAGCUUCGACUCUUCCGGGAGCAGGUGAACCAGGGCCCUGACUGGGAGCAGGGCUUCCACCGAAUAAACAUUUAUGAGGUUAUGAAGCCCCCGGCAGAAGUGGCGCCUGGGCACCUCAUCACACGACUACUGGACACGAGACUGGUCCACCACAAUGUGACACGGUGGGAAACUUUUGAUGUGAGCCCUGCGGUCCUUCGUUGGACCCGGGAGAAGCAGCCGAACUACGGGCUGGCCAUUGAGGUGACUCACCUCCAUCAGACACGGACCCACCAGGGCCAGCAUGUCAGGAUUAGCCGAUCGUUACCUCAAGGGAGUGGGGAUUGGGCCCAGCUCCGGCCCCUCCUGGUCACUUUUGGCCAUGAUGGCCGUGGACAUGCCUUGACCCGACGCCAGAGGGCCAAGCGGAGCCCCAAGCAUCACCCACAGCGGGCCCGGAAGAAGAAUAAGAACUGCCGGCGCCACUCACUUUAUGUGGACUUCAGCGAUGUAGGCUGGAAUGACUGGAUUGUGGCCCCACCAGGCUACCAGGCCUUCUACUGCCACGGGGACUGCCCCUUUCCACUGGCCGACCACCUCAACUCAACCAACCAUGCCAUCGUGCAGACCCUGGUCAACUCUGUCAACUCCAGUAUCCCCAAAGCCUGUUGUGUUCCCACCGAACUGAGUGCCAUCUCCAUGCUGUACCUGGAUGAGUAUGACAAGGUGGUACUGAAAAAUUAUCAGGAGAUGGUAGUAGAGGGAUGUGGGUGUCGCUGAGAUCAGGCAGUCCUUGGGGACAUACACGUUCCCGUCCACUCAUCCACACACUACACAGACUGCUUCCUUAUAGCUGGACUUUUAUCUUAAAAAAAAAAAAAAAGGAAAAAAAACCUAAACAUUCACCUUGACCUUAUUUAUGACUUUACGUGCAAAUGUUUUGACCAUAUUGAUCAUAUAUUUUGACAAAAUAUAUUUAUAACUACAUAUUAAAAGAAAAAAUAAAAUGAGUCAUUAUUUUAAAGGUA